Messenger RNA from Dunckerocampus dactyliophorus (ringed pipefish), 4607 nucleotides. Its product is annotated as desmoglein-2.1-like. Gene Ontology annotation, molecular function: calcium ion binding. Lineage: Eukaryota; Metazoa; Chordata; Actinopteri; Syngnathiformes; Syngnathidae. The record is from RefSeq and is a predicted model, not a curated record. Bases 93 to 3527 code for a protein of 1144 amino acids. Gene Ontology annotation, biological process: homophilic cell-cell adhesion. Gene Ontology annotation, cellular component: plasma membrane; desmosome. The transcript has 14 exons.
GGAAUGAUUUAAGACACAUCUGUUUGUUCCCCUCUCCCACUUCCAUCCUCGGCUGAGUGGAUGCACAAAACAACUGCGAGCGCCCUGCAGACAUGGACCCCCGGGUGUACCUGGUGCUGAUCUUCAUGCUGGUGCUCGGUGCUCCAGCCAAAGAGCCUCCGAAGAGGACGAGGCGAGAGUGGAUCAUUCCUCCCACCAAGCUGUUAGAGAACGUGGACUACACAGGCCGGGAAUUCAUUGCAAAGAUCCGCUCUGACAAAGACAGAUAUUCCAAUGUGGAGUACUUCCUGUCUGGGGCAGGAGCAGACCGGCCCCCAUACAACAUCUUUGUGGUGGAUCCUAAAAGCGGCUUUGUGCGUGUCACUGGUAUUUUGGACCGGGAGCAAUACCCAUCCUUCAAUCUAACAGGAAGUGCUAGAUAUGCCGACGGGACCAAUGCGGAAGUAGCAAUCCCCCUGACCGUCACUGUUCUGGAUCAGAAUGACCAGACUCCUUAUUUUGAGCUGCAUUCUGGCAACGUCACAGAGGCCAGCAAAGAAGGAACCUUUGUUAUGCAGAUCAUAGGCAAGGAUGACGACCAAGCAGGGACAAUUAAUUCAGAGAUAGCGUACAGUAUCAUCAGUCAAGUGCCAGAAGGUCCAGCUCCCAUGUUCACUAUAGACAAGAAGACCGGGAAACUGUAUGUCCAAAAUCCCAUACUGGACCGAGAGACAAAUGACUUCUACAAACUGGUUAUAGAGGGAGCAGACUUGGGAGGGGCUCCAGGGGGCUUUGUGGGUACAGGAACUGUGGAGAUCAGGGUCUUGGACAUCAAUGACAACAUCCCCACUUUGGAGAAGGCUGAGUAUGCUGGAUCAGUGGAUGAAAAUGUUGCCGACAUCGUAGUGAUGAAGAUCAAAUCUCUGGACAAAGACCUGGAGCACACAGACAACUGGCUGACUGUCUUCAACAUCGCGACAGGGAAUGAAGACAAUCUCUUUAGCAUUGAAACAGACAAAGACACCAACGAGGGCAUCCUGAAGCUGAUUAAGGCUGUGGACUUUGAAGAAGUCCAGAAUCUGGAAUUGGGUCUACUCAUUGAGAACGUCGCUCCGUUUGUGGAGGGUGGUGCCGUACUGAUGGAUGUGGAUCUUCAGGUUGGAGAAGGCGAUACUUCUACAGCUGGUCCUGGAGCUCCAGUGGGUCCUGGUGUGGGUGCAGGAUCCGGGGUGGCAGUUGGAGUAGACGUAGGGGUGAGUGCAGGAACUGGUGCAGGUGUAGGUGCUGGUGUGGACGCCGAUGUGGACGCCAGUGUGGAAGCAGGUGGGAAUGUGCACCCUGAUGCCGGUGUGAAAGGCAACGGGGGACCCGGCUUGGAUGUGGGAAUAGGAGUCAGCGCUGGGGGGGUGCCAGACGUCCAAACAGGACCAAAGCCAAAGGCGCCCACCAAAACCUACCCCAUCAAGAUUGCAGUGAAUAACAUGCCGGAGGAUCCAGCAUUUCUACCUGAAACCAAGAACGUUCCUGUGUCCGAGAACCCAGAGGAAGCACCGGAAGAUGGUGUGCUCACUGUGUUUGCAGCUACAGAUCCAGACACUGGAAAACCAGCAGAGGAUGUCAGCUACGCCAAAGCUUACGAUCCAGACAACUGGUUUACUGUCGAUGAAGAGACGGCGGAAAUCAAACUCAACAAGGCACCAGACAGAGAAUCGCCCUUCGUAGUGAAUGGCACCUACAUUGCAAAGAUUCUAGCCAUAAGCAAAGACAAGCCACCAAAGACCGCCACAGGGACGCUGGCCAUUCAAGUGUCCGACUCUAACGACCACUGCCCCACCCUGACCACCACCCACACCAGCGUGUGCUCGGAUGAAAAAAUGGUUCAUGUCACCGCCUUUGAUGAGGACGCCAGCCCCAACGCUGCUCCAUUCACCUUCCGAAUCAUACCAGACGGGACGCGUGGCAGAUGGGAUGUGGAAGUCAUUAAUGAGACGAGCGCCACCCUUUAUUCCCAUGAAUCCUUAUGGCCGGGACCAUACGCGAUCCACAUGGAAGUGAUGGACGCCCGGGGUCUGUCCUGCCCUGAGAACCAGAUCUUCACCGUGGAAGUUUGCACCUGCAUGGACAACAAACACUGCAGUGUGCGAGCAGAAAGACUCGGACAUCCAUCAGCGGAACUCUCCGCCUCCGCCAUUGGACUGGUCUUGCUGGCGUUGUGCUUACUGCUGCUGGUUCCUCUGCUGCUGCUGUUCUGUCAGUGUGGAGGAACAGGCACCACUUUUCCUGACCAGUUUAAUGACCUGCCAUUUGACACCAAGGAACACCUCAUAUUGUACCAUACGGAGGGCAAAGGAGAGGACAAGGAAGUGCCACUUCAGAGCGUCCCCAUCAUGUUAGGCAGCCAGACGCUGGUGAAGAGAAAAGCAUCAGACUUUGACCGCCGAGCGACAUCAAUUUACAAUGAAUCCAUGUACAAAAGGAUGGUAGAAGUGGACAAGGGUAUGUUGCUCCUCGGCGCGGGUUCUGGCAUGUUCAGCAGGCAAAGCACACGUGUAGCCUUUGAUGAUUUGGCGCUACCUGAUGCUGUCCUGGAGGAGUACUACUCUCAGAAAGCAGGCUAUGUCGUUCCAGUCAAAGACAGUCAGCUGGUGUUUCACAAGGAAGGACCACCAUCUUCUGCUGGUUCAGUGGGCUGCUGCAGCCUCUUGGAGUCUGAAAACGACUUGAAUUUCCUUAACGAUCUGGGACCCAAGUUCAAGACUCUGGCUGAGAUCUGCUCCUCUCCUCCGCCAUCACCCAAACUCUCUUGGAAAGUAUCAGAAUCUGUCACCUCUGAGGGUGCGGCACCAGCUGUUCAGGUUGAGCAACAUGUUGGGUCAAGCACAGAGAAGGAGAUGUCCUCUACUGAUAAGUCCUCUGUCAGGUCCAGAAGCAGUGAGCAUUCCUCAGGUAGAAGUGUGUCCUCUGCGCCCCGUCAUGAGCAGAUGGUGGUUUUAAAACAGCAGCAGCCACUUUACUAUACCACCAGCACCAUGCUUCAGCCGAUUAACUAUGUGCUGCAGCCUCAGGCACAGAGUACACUUCUGCUGGCAGAUGGCGUUCAAGGAGCUGGUUUGCAGGGCCUGUAUGUUGUCAAUGGACCCCCAAGUGCUACCUCUGGACUUGUGGUUGAGCUCCAAAGUCCUCCCUCUGGGCUUGUAGUGGAAGGAUCUAAAAAAAAUCCCUCUGGACUUGUUGUCAAAGGUCUCCAAAGCUCUCCCACUGAGCUUGUAGUCAGUAGACCUCAAGGCUGUUCUUCUUCAAUUGUCCUUCAAAACAACCCCAAAUGCUCCACCAUCCCCACACUGUUACUCUCUGGACAUCCUGAUGUGGGAAAUGUCUCAGUCUCUGUGGAGGGCUGGAGAGUAAAAGGUCCAAAUGGUCCUGGUGUGUCAGUGAAGAAGAAGAGUGGUCAAGGUAAGCUAGGGGGAGUGGAGCCAGGUUCACCAAGAAGUUCUGUCGUGGUCAAAAAGGCCUCUCCUGUUAAGAAGGUGUCAUGUCCAGCAGACUAAGGGAGUAAGGUUCCAGUGAACGGUCAAAGUUUGGGUUAAAGUUUCACUAUCUGUGGAAUCGUGUUGGGCAGCAACGAUUGGGAUUAGGGGAUGUAUUAACAGUUGAAGAAGAAGAAGCAGAUCAUUGUGAAGCAGUUUCACACUAUUUCUGCACUUGAGCAUCCAAAUAUUAAUUGGAUUCAGACUCAACACUGCUGAAACCACAAAGAUUUUUCAAAAUAAAGUGAUCUCUGGGUUGAUGAGAGGCAACAGUUGGCUGAAAGUCAUGAAGAUCACGUGGAAGCAAAACAACCAGAAGAUCAAAAAAGAGAGCACAUGGCGGUGACAGUAAUCUCAGUGACUUCAUCGGAGAAGGUUACAUCAGUUCCAUCUUAUCCGGGUCCAGUCUAGGGUAAGUUGGCAUACCCAGACUUCCUUGUCUCCAACCACCUCCACUGGGUGUUGCUGUUCGGUUGUAGAAGUGUUCCGAGGCCAGCUGCUAGACAGACAGUCCCUCGAGCGUGCUCCUGUUAGAACAGGCCUGGAAUACCUCAUCAAGAUGGUAAACUCAACCCAAUAAAAAUCAUAGAAGCCCCCAGUAGCAAUUUGCUCUGUGCAUAACAUGGCUUUAGGAUCAGAAAAGGCUCCUCUUCAAGCCUUUUUAUGGAAUCCUUAUUUUGCUUAUCUUGAAUGUCAGUGAUUGUUGUGUAGGACAAAGAAGGCACUUCCCUUAGGAUGCAGCAUUGUUGCAGUUCACAUAGAGGUAAAGUGCAUCAGGUUUGUUCUUGUUUGACAAGUUUACAAUGAAGCGUUACAUUAUUUCAAACGUAUUGUUCCCAUAGUUUCUGAAUCGGUUUUUGGCCCGAAGAGGUGAAAUAAAAUGACAUUGGAAGCGACAGCUGGAGCACCAAGACAAAAAUAAGCCACUGAUUUAAAGUCUCUGUUGAAGACAUCAUGACAAGACUUUGCUUUAUUUUGUUUUUUUUUUUUUAGCAUUUAUGACAUCUGUUUUUAAACCAGUUAUGAUGUCAUGAGAUGUUUGUUACCUUAACUGCCUGAUGUCACAUAUGUUGUGUAUCUGUGUUUUAUGCACCUACAUCG